CGCCUCGUGGAAUAAAGGUGGACUAACUCGCUAGUGUACACCUCGAUUCCAGACUGCGUCACUGGUGACGCACUCAGGUACGUAAACAUCAAGAACGAGACGCCGAGGUGUCUAUCUCUUGCACAAUAGUAGAUAAGAGCUAGGAAGAAACAGAUCGAGAACGAAAGAAUGGCACGCGAAGGAGGCCUGAAGCUGCUCGGCUUGACGGUGAGCCCGUUCGUGCUCCGUGUGCGCAUGGCGCUGCAGCUGAAAGGCCUCGGCUACGAGUACAUCGAGCAGGACCUGUUCACCAAGGGCGAGCUCCUCCUCGUGUCCAACCCGGUGCACAAGAAGGUCCCGGUGCUCAUCCAUGACGGCAAGCCCGUCUGUGAGUCGCUGGCCAUCGUGCACUACGUCGACGAGGUCUGGGCAGCCACGGGCCCCUCGAUCCUCCCAGCCGACCCCUACGAGCGCGCCGAUGCUCGCUUCUGGGCCGCCUACGCCGACAGCAAGCUCUUGCCUGCUUGGGUAGGCAUCAUGUGGGCGCCGACGGAGGAGGAGAGGGCGGAGAAGGUCGAGGACACGCUCACCGCCAUCGGCCACCUGGAGGAGGCGUUCGGCAAGUGCUCGAACGGGAAGGCUUUUUUCGCCGGCGACUCCGUCGGGUACCUCGACCUCGUGCUCGGCUCACAGUUGUUCUGGUUCGAGGCGCUGCAGAAGAUGUUCGGCGUGGUGGUCAUUGAAGAGGGCAAGGCUCCGCUCUUGGCCGCGUGGGUGAAGCGGUUUGGACAAACUGAUACAGCGAAGGAGGUGGUGCCAGAUGUUGACACAGCGGUGCAGUACCUGAAGAAGCUUCAGUCUCACCGACCAGGUUCUACAGUUGCCCAGUUGUUGUCGUGACAAAAGUUCUAUGCCAAAGACACUGAACCCCCGUCGGUGAUGAUAUAUGACACUGAACUCCAGUCCUGAAGACAUGGCAAUAUUUUUUGCUUCCAUCA
Lolium rigidum is the source of this 977-nucleotide messenger RNA. Its product is annotated as probable glutathione S-transferase GSTU6. Gene Ontology annotation, cellular component: cytoplasm. Gene Ontology annotation, biological process: glutathione metabolic process. Lineage: Eukaryota; Viridiplantae; Streptophyta; Magnoliopsida; Poales; Poaceae. The coding region runs from base 169 to 879 and encodes 236 amino acids. The transcript has 3 exons. Gene Ontology annotation, molecular function: glutathione transferase activity. The record is from RefSeq and is a predicted model, not a curated record.